Molecule: messenger RNA, 878 nt
Organism: Protopterus annectens (West African lungfish)
Lineage: Eukaryota; Metazoa; Chordata; Ceratodontiformes; Protopteridae
Gene: CCDC124
Product: coiled-coil domain containing 124
Exons: 4
Coding region: 13-678 (221 amino acids)
Biological process (GO): transcription by RNA polymerase II
Cellular component (GO): nucleus
Molecular function (GO): transcription coactivator activity
Source: RefSeq, a predicted model, not a curated record
GCACCCUAAGGGAUGCCCAAGAAGUUCCAGGGAGAGAACACAAAGUCCUCCGCAGCCCGGGCAAGGAAGGCGGAGGCAAAAGCUGUAGCUGAAGCAAAGAAGCAGCAGGAGUUAGAGGAUGCAUACUGGAAAGAUGAUGAUAAACACGUUGCGCGCAAGGAACAAAGGAAGGAGGAGAAAGAGAAGCGACGUUUGGAGCAGCUGGAGAGAAAGAAAGAGCUGCAGCGCCUGUUGGAGGAAGAGGACAGCAAGUUAAAAGGGAGGGCUGUAAAACCUGUUGCUCCAGCAAAAGUUACACGGGCACAGAUUGAAGAAACACUGAAGAAAGAUCAUACACAGCAAGAAAAAGAUCAAGAGGUUGAGAAAACAAAGUCCCACCUUGAAGUUCCACUGGAGGAAAAUAUAAACAGAAUAGUCUUGGAGGAAGGAACUGUUGAAGCCAGAACCAUUGAAGAAGCUAUAGCUGUCCUGAGUACAAGUGAAGAUCUAGAUCGCCACCCUGAGAGAAGGAUGAAAGCUGCUUUUGCAGCUUUUGAGGAGGUGAACCUUCCCCGACUGAAGAAUGAAAACCCAAACAUGCGCCUCUCUCAACUGAAGCAGCUGCUCAAGAAAGAAUGGAUGAAAUCUCCAGAAAAUCCCAUGAAUCAGCGUCAUGUAGUAUAUAACAGCUCAAAAUAAGAGCACUGGAAUACUACUCUUUAAACAUUCUCACGCUGUAGUAUCAGGUUUACAGACAGAAGCCUCAUUGCAGCUUUUUAUUGUCUUUCCUCAUUAAUAAAAUGCUUUGAUGUAUGAAAGAAUAUUAACUAACUAAUCUUACGUGGCAGCUUUAAUGUAGGUGGAUUUAAAAAAAAAAAAAAAAAAAAGAUCUUUUGAGU